Molecule: messenger RNA, 625 nt
Organism: Ilex paraguariensis (yerba mate)
Lineage: Eukaryota; Viridiplantae; Streptophyta; Magnoliopsida; Aquifoliales; Aquifoliaceae
Source: the annotation of a GenBank genome assembly
UUGAUCACCUUUAGAUAGCUUUAGUGAAUUCAUACCUUUAAGGAUGAUGAUGGAAUUGAGAGAGGAGAGGAUAUUGGUUUAGAACUACAGAAGGCAAUUGAGGAGUCGAAGAUAUCAAUAGUUGUCUUCUCAAAAAAUUAUGCAUCUUCAAGUUGGUGCCUCGAUGAACUUGUUAUGAUCCUUGAACACAAGAAUUCUGGUGGUCAUAUAAUUCUUCCCAUCUUCUACGAUGUGGAUCCAUCAUAAGUUAGAAAACAGGUGGGAAGCUUUGCAAAACCAUUUGUAAGACAUGAAGAGCGGCUCAAAACAGAGAUGUCUGAAAAGAAAAAGGAUGCUAUGGCCCAGGUAGAGAAGUGGAAGGCAGCUCUUAUAGAAGCUGCAAAUUUGGCAGGGAUGGUAUUGGGAGAUAAAGAAAUUUCGGCGCAACCUAAUGGGCUCAUGCAUUUACAAAAACAACUUCUCUCAGAAAUACUGAAGAGCAAAUGUGUCGAAAUUUGGAAUGUUGAUGAAGGAAUCACUAAGAUUAAAGACAACAUUGGUUACAAAAGAGUUCUUAUAGUUUUAGAUGAUGUGGACUGAAUAGACCAAUUGAAUAAAAUACUAGCAGCACUAGACUGGUUUUAUC